Messenger RNA from Emiliania huxleyi CCMP1516, 917 nucleotides. RefSeq lists its product as hypothetical. The record is from RefSeq and is a predicted model, not a curated record. Lineage: Eukaryota; Haptophyta; Isochrysidales; Noelaerhabdaceae. The coding region runs from base 81 to 671 and encodes 196 amino acids. The transcript has a single exon.
CGGUUGGUGACGGGCCGCCCGCGCGCACCUUGCCGGCGGCGCUCAUCACCCGGCUCCAGAUCAAGACGCGCCGGUCCCCCAUGGCCCCGGCCACCGACCUCGACACGCGCAAGUCCAUCACGGCGGGCGCGCGCGUCGCCUUUGCCCGCAAGGACCUCGCCGCGGUCGAGGCGGCGCUCGCCGCCACCAAGGCCAAGGCGGCCGCACUCAAGACUGCCACCGAGGCGGCGGGCCGGCGCGGCGCCGCCAUCGCCCGCUCCGCAAUCCUCGCACGCGCCGCUAAGGCCAAGGCGACGAACGCGCUAGUGGACCGGGCCGCCAUCCGACGGGGCGCCUCCCGCGCGGCUAAGAGCACGCGCCUCGGCCGCAAGGCGCUAUGCGCGCAGGCCGCUUCGGGCCGCCGGGCCGCGGGCCUCGUCGCGAGGGCGGCCAAGGCAGGCACGAAGGAGCGCGCCGCCGCGUUCAAGGCUAAGCGCGAGGCCAUGGACGCCGCCCGCGCGGAACGCGGCCACGCCCUGCACCGCCGCACCCUCGCUGCACAUGCGGCUGCCGCAACGCUCCUCGCGCGGAAGGCGUCCGCCCCCACGACUCGCCGCAAGAACCUGCCCUCGGACGAGCGGCGGGCGGCCAAGGCCGAGUCCGCCGCCAAGCCGUCGUGCUCGGUGGCCUAGCCCCGACGGUCGAUCACGCGCGCGUCGACUCUCAGCGCCUCGCGCGAUUGGUAACGGCACAGCUGCGGCAAAAGAUUGCUGUGGUCAGCCGGGGGCGGGGCGUGAAAUCCGUGACCCCAGUGAAUAUAACGUGGCACUGUGACCACACAGAGUUCAGAGAGAGAGAGUGGGGAGAGUGCCACUUGAUGACGAGUCGUGAGCGACGCGCAGUUUAGAGUUUUCUCUCUUCGUUGAGGCUAGUCUCUC